Molecule: messenger RNA, 1251 nt
Organism: Paramacrobiotus metropolitanus
Lineage: Eukaryota; Metazoa; Tardigrada; Eutardigrada; Parachela; Macrobiotidae
Product: mothers against decapentaplegic homolog 2-like
Exons: 6
Coding region: 1-1098 (365 amino acids)
Biological process (GO): transforming growth factor beta receptor signaling pathway; SMAD protein signal transduction; BMP signaling pathway
Cellular component (GO): heteromeric SMAD protein complex
Molecular function (GO): I-SMAD binding; DNA-binding transcription factor activity, RNA polymerase II-specific; RNA polymerase II cis-regulatory region sequence-specific DNA binding
Source: RefSeq, a predicted model, not a curated record
AUGAAGGACAACUGUUUAGAUUAUAAAGAUAAGCGUUUAAUUUGUUCGAAUAUUGUGGCAGUUAUAAUUUGGCGCUGGCCAGACCUUAUUAAUCACCAUCAUCUGCGAUCCGCGGACACCUGCUCAAAUGGUUUGAACGCUCGGAAAGAUAUUACUUGUGUUAAUCCAUAUCAUUAUGACCGCAUUGAAUCGCCAGCCGGUGUACCACCGAUGCUGGCCAUUGUGCAAGGGAACCACGGAGAAAUUCUUCCUCCGCAUUCUGAUGUACCACUCCUGGACGACAUACCGGCCAAUGGUGUUCCAGCUAACGCCGAUCUUCCAAUGGGUUUAAGCGAGCACUUUGCUUCUCUUGGUUUAGGCUCGCCUGCGUCGCACGAUGUCGAAUCAUCAUUUACAAUCACAGAAGUCGUGACAACUACGUUAGGUGACGAUGGUACCAACGGAAACACUUCUGUGUCACUCAGCAUCAGUCUGCCGAAUGUGGGACCGGUCAGUUAUGCGGAACCGGCGUUUUGGUGUUCGGUAAAUUAUUACGAAUUGACUUCGCGAGUGGGAGACACCUUUCACGCAUCGCGGCCUUCUGUGACCAUUGAUGCUUCCAUUGAACCAUCGAAUGCGGAGCGGUAUCACUUGGGUUUAUGGUCCAACAUCAAUCGGAAUUCCGUGGUGGAAAUUACUCGAAAACAUAUUGGCAAAGGACUGCGGCUACAUUACAGCGGAGGAGAUGUAAAUGUGGAAUGCCUUAGUGAUGCCGCGGUGUUUGUGACCAGCCCGCUGGGUAGUCGCCUUUAUGGAUGGUCUCCAAAUACCGUAUGCAAAGUCCCUCCAGGGUGCAGUUUGAAAAUCUUCAACACUCAAGAAUUCGCAGCUAUGUUAUCCCAGUCGGUCUUUGGAAGUUUCGAAGAGGUGUAUCAGCUGGUCAACAUGUGUAUAAUUCGAAUAAGUUUCGUUAAAGGAUGGGGAUCGGAUUAUCGGCGACAGACCAUCACUUCCACUCCAUGCUGGAUUGAGAUCUACCUCAAUGGACCCUUGCAGUGGUUGGACAAAGUUCUGAUGCUUAUGGGGUCAUCCCGCAGACCUUGUUCCAGCAGGUCGUAACUCGUAACCAUUGUGCAUCCAUUUUUCGCGAUUUCCAAGCAAGACGCCGACUGCGUAUUUACAAUGGAAAAGCGUUUAAGUGUGUCUUAUUGUUGCAGAAGCUAUUGAAGGCCGUUUUCUUGCCUUUUCAACAGUGCCACUUUCCUAUUUCAA